This is a messenger RNA of Heterocephalus glaber (naked mole-rat), 1631 nucleotides long. It is a transcript of the gene Tipin, whose product is annotated as TIMELESS interacting protein. The record is from RefSeq and is a predicted model, not a curated record. NCBI's taxonomy places the organism in Eukaryota, Metazoa, Chordata, Mammalia, Rodentia, Bathyergidae. Gene Ontology annotation, cellular component: nucleus; replication fork protection complex. Gene Ontology annotation, biological process: replication fork processing; DNA damage response; replication fork arrest. Gene Ontology annotation, molecular function: DNA binding.
GAAUUUAUUGAGAGAAAGAUAGCUUCCAAGGGAGAAAGGAGGUCCGGAAAGUAGGUUGCCCCAGGGGAUUCUGGUUGUUUUGGGGGUUUUUUGAGACAGGGUUUCCCUGUGUAGUCCCAACUGGCCUUGAACAUACUGUGUAGCCCAGGCUGGCCUUGAACUCGGGGCUAUCCUCCUGCCUCAGCCUCCAGAGGGCUGGCAUUACAGGUGUGCUGCACCAUGCUCAGCGGGGCUUCUCUUUUGACAGAGAAGAAGAUGCUAGAACCACAAGUGGAUGGCUUGAUUGACCUACCAGAUUAUGAACAUAUAGAAGAUGAAACCUUCCCUCCGUUUCCACCUCCAGUCUCUCUGCAGAGAGAUGGUGAAGGAGCUGAACCAGAUGAAGAGUCAGGGAGCAGAGAACCUGUUCCUGUCCCUCCAAAGAGAACAGUUAAAAGGAACAUCCCCAGGCUGGACGCUCAGAGAUUAAUUUCAGAGAGGGGCCUUCCAGCUUUAAGGCAUGUGUUUGACAAGAUAAAAUUCAAAGGUAAAGGUCAUGAGGCAGAGGACUUGAAGACGCUCAUCAGACACAUGGAGCACUGGGCACAUAGACUAUUCCCCAAACUGCAAUUUGAGGAUUUUAUUGACAGAGUUGAGUACUUGGGAAAUAAAAAGGAAGUUCAGACUUGUUUAAAACGAAUUCGACUUGAUCUCCCUAUUUUACAUGAAGAUUUUGUUAGCAAUAGUGAUGAUGUAGGGGAAAAUAAUGGCCUUGAGGUAACAGCUACUGAAUUUGACCCCUUCCUGACAAACUUAGCGGAGGGUGAGAAACUUGAUCCUGAGCCAAGGAGCACCCUCACAGAGGAGCAGCAGCAGAGAAUUGAGAGGAACAAACAUCUGGCCCUGGGAAGAAGGCAGGCAAAGCUGCUGAGCAGCAGUCAGGCCCCGGAAAACGACAUGUCCGUGGACACACAUGGCGCACAGGCAGUUGAAGAGGUUCAUUCUGGAGAGGAGCAGGAGGAAGUGAACAGAGACAUUGUCCACACCCCAUGCGGUGAUGCUCCUGCCAGUGCUCUAAGUGGAGAGGAAGUGAUAUCAGAGCAAACACAACUGGACCAGUCUUUUUAAAAUGUACAACCCCAAGCUGGGCGUGGUGGUGUACAUCUGCAACCCCAGCACUUGAGAGACUGAGGCAGGAGGAUUGGUGCAAGUUUGAGGCCAGCCUGAACUCCACGGCGAAACCCUGUCUCAGAACACCAAAAAGAAACAGUAAAAUGUACAACUCCAUGCUGCACAGUUACUGAGGUUAGCAAGGCCUCCACCAAGAAAAUGUCAGAUUAAUUCAACAUCCUGCACAUUUGCCAUUUGUAUUUUAUGUGAAAAUUCUUAGGUAGUAAAUAUAUGCAAAAUCCUGCUAAAAAUCUGAUAUUUAUUUGUUUGUCCUUUAUUAACUUAGUUCAGCCUAUUAUCUUGAAUACUAUUUUUAUAUAGCUGUGACCUCAUAAAUGAUUAAUAGUUAAUAAGUAGCUGCUGCUGCUGUUGUGCACUGAAUGGCAGUGCUGACUCAAUGGGGUCAUAUUGAAGAUAUAAAUAUGUUUCAACCAUUAAUGUCUUUUUAAAAAGAAGUAAAAAUGAUGAUUUUUAAAACUGGA